Molecule: messenger RNA, 2627 nt
Organism: Aplysia californica (California sea hare)
Lineage: Eukaryota; Metazoa; Mollusca; Gastropoda; Aplysiida; Aplysiidae
Product: dihydropyrimidinase
Exons: 15
Coding region: 579-2300 (573 amino acids)
Biological process (GO): pyrimidine nucleobase catabolic process
Cellular component (GO): cytoplasm; cytosol
Molecular function (GO): dihydropyrimidinase activity
Source: RefSeq, a predicted model, not a curated record
UCCCGCGGCAAGCCCAGACCAGACACACACCACCACCAGCCGCCAGUCAGUCCCCCCGGCCCAGUUUACACACCGAGUUGUCAGCCGACCGAUUCCACACACGUCUUGACUUUUCUUUCGCCGUGUGCUGUCCUCAACGAAACUCGAAGGAGCUGACCUCAAACUUUGGGGGUCGAUCGCCUGUUCUUGUUUCGUUCUGUUCGUCUCUUCUUACUCAAAUAACUAACCACCGCCCACUGCGACUACGAGGCUGCACUGACUGACUCGUUCGUGUUGCUAAACAAGACGGGUGUGUGUUAUGUGUGUAGUGUGUUUACAAGACAGCUGUGUUUUACAACUUAAGAUUAGGCUACCCCAGCAGGUGACACUACUGGGCACAAGAGGAAAAGGUGGCAGUCAACUACGACAUUAAUUGUCAGACACACGCACGAACAUAGCACUGAACUGAACACAGAUCACAGCACAGCAGCUUGUCUGCGCUAGGCCAAGCGAAAGUGUGUCCAAUCGUUUCACCCAGUGGUGAGUCAAGUGUUAAUAUUUGAAUACUACGAGGUCAGCAGAGGACAGGAUCCUUCAAAAUGACGGAGCAGGCAAAUGGAAGGAAGAACAUCGUGUUCAUCAAAAAUGGACAGAUUGUUAAUGAUGACUUUUCAUUUCAAGGAGAUGUUCUUAUCGAGGAUGGAAUCAUCAAAGAAGUGGGCACCAGCUUGAAUACACCAGCAGAUGCGAGGGUCAUUGAUGCCGAGGGGAAGUUUGUCAUGCCAGGUGGCAUCGACACUCACACCCACCUCCAGAUGCCCUUCAUGGGCACGGUGUCGGCAGACGACUUCUACAGCGGCACCCGGGCGGCUCUGGCUGGAGGCACCACCAUGAUCAUCGACUUUGUGAUCCCUCAAAAGAACGAAUCUCUCCUGGAGGCCUUUGAGAAAUGGCGCGGCUGGGCCGACCCCAGAGUGUGCUGUGACUACGGGCUGCAUGUGGCGGUCACUUGGUGGGGAGACCAGGUAGCCCAGGAGAUGCAGACCUUGUCCCAGGAUAGAGGUGUCAACUCGUACAAAGUGUUCAUGGCCUACAAAGACGUCAUGAUGUUGGAGGAUCCCGAGAUCUACAAAUGUUUCAAGGUCUGCCGGGAGCUGGGAGCUCUUCCCAUGGUGCACGCGGAGAAUGGACACCUCAUUGCAAUUAAAUCGGCUGAGAUGAUUGACCAAGGAAUCACAGGACCGGAGGGACAUCUGCAGUGUCGUCCGGUGGAGGUGGAGGAAGAGGCGACCCAACGUGCUGUGACCAUUGCUAACGAGGCCGGAUCUCCGCUGUACGUGGUGCAUGUCAUGAGCAAACCUUCGGCCAACGUGGUCAGCAAAGCCAGGAGAGAAGGCAAGAUCGUGUUUGGCGAGCCCACCGCGGCCGGUCUGGGCACGGACGGAAGCCACCACUUUGACCAGUGCUGGCACCAUGCUGCAGCCUACGUCAUGGGCCCUCCGCUCCGAGCUGACCCGACCACCCCGGGCUACCUCAUGGAUCUUUUGGCCAAUGAUGACCUCCAGCUGACCGGCACAGACAACUGUACUUUCAAUACCAAUCAGAAAGCUCUCGGCAAAGAUGAUUUCAGACGUAUUCCCAACGGAGUGAAUGGAGUCGAGGAUCGCAUGUCUAUCAUUUGGGAGAAAGGAGUGCAUUCAGGAAAGAUGGACCCAUGUCGCUACGUCGCUGUCACAAGUACGACUGCCGCCAAAGUGUUCAAUGUCUACCCUAAGAAGGGAAGAAUAGCGGAGGGGUCAGAUGCUGACAUCAUCAUCUGGAACGGUGAGACGACCCGCACCAUCAGCGCAGAGACGCACCACCAGGCCGUGGACUUCAACAUCUUCGAGGGCAUGACGUGUCACGGCGUGGCGGAAUACGUCAUCACCCGCGGAGAGAUCGCCGUUGAUAACGGGGAGGUCAAGGCCACGGAAGGUCACGGAAAGUUUGUGCCCACCCCACCCAAUGCUCAGUUUGUCUACGGCCGUCUGCCCAUGAGGAACAAGGUGGCAUCGCCGGUCAAAGUGGAGCGGGACCCGUACACCGGCCCGAUCAUUGACCUAUCGGAAGGGGCCGGCACCCCCGACCGCCGUGCGGAGAACCCGAUCUUCCACAGCGACCCGGGCCCGGAGUUCCUCAGCCGACCCACGCGAGGCGGCGUGCGCAACAUGCAGGAUUCUUCCUUUUCUCUCAGUGGUGCUCAGUUUGACGACAAAAAGAACAAGAAGUCGGCCACAAAAGUGUCGAACCCACCUGGGGGAAAGUCCACCGGUCUGUGGUAAACUUCCCUGGACACCGGUCAGCCCAUCUGACAGUACACACACACGGUCCACGCCUGCCUGGAAACUGGUGGCCCAUCUGGUACGGUAGUGCUGCGGUCAUACCGCAGAGGGCUUCCUCAGGAAGGGACUUUAUUUUUAAAAAAUCAAAUGUAUGCAAACUUUAAAUUUGAAAUAGUCAUGUGUUACAACGGGGUAGAAUCAGGCAAUCGUCAAUUUUUGGGCAUCUAGAGUUAUUAUUAUCAUCUUAAAGAUUGUUCAUUUGACCAUCUUUUGAUGAAAAAAAUACACACAGAUCUUGAAUAGAAGUUGAGAUUUUUGCGAUUGAAG